Molecule: messenger RNA, 1597 nt
Organism: Zychaea mexicana
Lineage: Eukaryota; Fungi; Mucoromycota; Mucoromycetes; Mucorales; Lichtheimiaceae
Exons: 2
Coding region: 291-1316 (341 amino acids)
Source: RefSeq, a predicted model, not a curated record
CAUACACGUAAUAUGACUGAUUUUAUCGCGAUUUUGCCUCCCGAAAUCAUUCAGUACAUCUUCUCGUUCAUCGGUCAGCGGGACUGUGUCGAAUGUGUGAAAGUAUGUCGCCGCUGGUUUUACGCGAUCCACACUUACCAGACAGCCCUGUGGACACUGGUGGAAAUCUCGCCUGAUGCAUGGAACAAAAGGAGCGACGCGAUGCUUCAAUGUCUGGGACAACAAGUCAAAUCAGUAUACAUCAAAUCUCAAGCCACGUAUAAAGUACUGGAACGACUUGCUUGGCGAGGAUGCUGCAUCCGCGUCCUUGCAACCAUGUGCAUAGCAAACAAUUACAACCUAAUUUCGACAGUAGCACGUUACUGCCAGGAAUCAUCAGAUAUUUCUCGCAUACGCUAACUGCUCUGACGAUUUCAUUUCACACUUGCGAUAUCUCGCUGCCAAUGCUACUGGACUUCUUGCCGUCAUUGACGCAUCUUUCAGUGAUGUUUGAUGGCCGCACUAACUUAUCAGACGCUACACUUGAACAAGUUGUUGGCAGAAGCAGACACAAAAGGCCACCGAUACACAACAUUAUCUUCUUAAGACUGGACAGUGUGCUCAAUUUUAAAUACCGGAUCCGUCCCGUAUUGCAGCGUUGCUCCCACAUCAAGUACUUGAUAUUAUCGUCUUACUCACGAUUCAAUAACGUAUCUCCAACCAACAUCUAUACAGCUUAUGAGCUGUGCCCUCUUUUACGCUACAUUAUGUGGGAUUGCAGCGAACCAGCCAUAGCAGACAGAUGGAUGUCACUAUCAAGAAGCACGAGUGCUGAUACUAAAAUAACAGAAAGGAAACCAUCGAAUGAUGGCGAGGAAGGCAGUAUGGCUUAUGAACUGGUACUCAACGGCAAGGGUCACGAGAGGAUCAUGCCUAUAGUAGUAAAAUCGCAGCCGAUACUAGAACAUUUACGUAUAGUCGCCUACGGUCUUUCUGAUAUUCAUUGGUUGGAUAUAUUGGCACGCAAUCAAUUCACACAGCUGACAAGGUUGGGGUUGACGGACAUCAUUGGUAUGUCAAGCGAAGAUUGGGCCCAGAUUUUGCUCAUGCAGCAACAAAUUGAGAUCUUGGAAAUUGGAAAUCGCGCUGGAACAACGCAGCAUCUGAACAGCAUUAUCACAACCAUUGUACGCUGCAACGGCUCCGUUUUCUUUUCUUGCGAAAUUUCCUUCACAUGUUCAGCGAGAAUCCUCUUUGCGACCUUUCUCCGCUUCGCCGUUUGCAACAGCUUAAAGGACUGUGUCUCACGAACAUACCCAUCGACAACCAAGGUCUAAUGCAGUUGUGCGAACCAUCACAGCACCCAGUAGUCAGGAGACUAAGCUUGAGCCGCACAUCACCGUACAGUAAUAAUGUCGACGACUUUCUCCACAGAGGCAGGAUGGAUUGUGUGGGCACAACGACUUAAUGGAAACCAAAAUAUUGAAUAUGAAACUGACAGCUGCGAAAGGUGUUACUGAUGCUGUCCUUGAGCAUUUUGCACGAGUCGAAAGCUUGGUGCUAUUUCGUGUUACAAAGGUCUCUACUAUCACAGAUGCAGGUGUCAAUUCAUUUCGUA